AUGGCGCCCAAAGAGGCGGCCGCGCUGUCGCCGGCCGUCGCCGCCGCACCCGCCCCCAGCGCCGCCGCCAGCGCCGCGUACGCUGCCGCAGCCGACGCUCCUUUGUCUGCAGCACAGCUCAGUCCAAACUUCGUGGAAUAUCCAUCAAGUGGCAUGAUGGGCAUGCUUGGUGGUGGCCAGCGACGUGGCAACAGCCCAGAAGUGAAGAGAGCCACAAUUGUGGGAAAUCCAAUGUUCUCUGCUAUGGAAGGUGCAGCUGACCUGAAUGAUGACUUCCGGCCCAAAGAGGACCUGCUGGGACUGGACGACUUCAACCUCACCAUGGACUACGACCAACUUGUAGAGUAUUUUGACAACCUCAAAGAGUCUAAUGCCUAAAUUAACUCAAUGUAUACCACCCUCUUCUUAUCUAUGUGUAAUUUUGAGUCUCAAAAAAAUAUUCACAUUUACAGUGCUUUGCAUUCCAUUUACCUGUUGACUUUUUGCUCGAAUAUUUAACCUCUGGUAAGCUAUGAGCCACAUUGUACAAGUUUUUGACUUAAAGCAAAAGCAUUAAAAGAUUAGAAAACUAAUUUUUAUGGGAUUUUUUAGGUUUUUUAUCUUCAGAACACUACGAAUUGGAAUUGAAAAAAAAAUUGUGGAUUCAAUAUGGUUCAUUGCCUAUCUCUAGAUAAAAUUAAAUUCUGGUAUUAAGGAUAAACAUUUACUACAAUGCAAAGCAAGGUAAAAGGUAGGUUUUUUGGAGUUUUUAAAUAUGUUGAAUUAAAAAUUAGAUGGAGGGAAAGACAGUUACAAAGACGUCGACACUGAUAGGAUCAUAUUUUUUCCCCAUUAUCAGUGGCAGUAACAUGAGAGAGAAAGACAUGAAAUGCCAUUUUUUCAACUCUAGUCAAAGCAAAUUUCUGCUUGUAAAAUUUAAAAGAUGGACUAUUUCACGUACUGAAACAUUUAUCUAACCAACCAUCCUAAAACAGUGGAUGCAAAGAAACCUGACAGGCACUUGUGUACAACUGAAGAAUUCCGCUGUCUUUCUGUGCCAGUUUGUAAUGCAUUCUAUGAUUAAUACUGUAGAGAUAGCUCUGAUAAAGUGGCCAUUGUCCCACUGUACAUGAUUUUGUUUUCAGUUGUCUGCAUAUAGCUUUAAGUAAAUAUAGUUCACAUUCCUCAUGAAUGAAAGUAAAACAUACAGAUUAUUUAUGUUGUAUUAACUGUACAUAUAUUUUUGGCUGAAUGCAUGUUUAUCACUGUAUUGGGUCAUAUCAAAGUCAAUAUAAUUCUACUGGUUUAGGGUGAUAGAAUAUUUAUACUGCAUUGAUAAAGUCGCAUUGCUCCUUCUGAGACAUGCUGCCGCAAGGGAACUCCCAGCUGUACAGUUCAACCAGUUGUAAAUGUUGAUGUUCCUAUGUCCCCACCUGGCUAACCACAUAUGGUCUGAGCGGCAUGUUUUGCCACAAGGCAUUCAUAGCACCACAGAAGUGGAUCCUUAAGUUAAGCAGUUUUAUACUGUGAGAGUUUUGUUGAUAUUUUUUGCAUCACUUCCAUAGUUUUAUUAUGGAACUGGUGCUCUUUUGUUUAUGUUAAGUAAAAUUAGGUUGUAGUGCUCUGUUCAGUUGGAUUUGUAAAUUUGUGUUAUAAUAUUUUGUAAAUAGGUCAGAAAGUAUUUGUAUUGUAUGCACCAUGACAUUGUUGCACAUUUUAUAUAAACAAAUUCUUCUAUGAACAUAUAAAGCAAAUAUGUAGAAUUGUUUCUUUAAGAAUCUUUUGUAUUCCCCUAGAGGGACUUCUUAAAAUGGCAUGGUACUCUGUAUCCUUUUAGUACUACUUCAAAAUUUGUUAAAAUUGGUGAUAAUAGUUUCUUGCUAGUCUAGCAAAUAGGCUUAGAAUGUAGUGAAACAUAUAAUAAAUUGUGAGGUAAAAUAUAUCUAGUCUGGAGUGGAUAAAAAAAUCCUUUAAAAAAAUGGUAGCUUGCUUGGUGUUGUUAUAGGAAAAAUCAAAAUCCAAUAUGGGACGAACUGCAAUUGGCAUUCGAAAAUGACAAGUUCAUCCAGCCAAAUGCAGUAUUUUGUUUCACAGGGGUUGGUAAGACCUUGCAAAAUAUAUAACUGAAUGAGCAUUGUGUAGGUGAGCAUUUUAGUGUUUCUAACAAAUCUAUGUACUGUACACUCCAUGUCGUGCAAGUGUAUACAUAUCCGUUACUGUGUGGAUGAUGCUGUAACGAUUGAUCGAGUCGUAAUACGUACAACUUUACACCCGCUCAGCUUUCUGUAAAUUGAACCCAAAAUGAUAUUAGCAUGAUGUAGCAUUUUUACAAGAUACAUUUAAAAGAAAUAUAUUGACAAUGAUUGUUAACUCUACAUCAUAAUCUGUGCUCAAGCUACUAUCAUAGCCUGUAUGUUGUGAAAUAACUGGAUCCACUAUUACUACUCCACAAAUGGUGAGAGUGCAUUUCCAGGUAGCAUUUGGAAGCAGAAAUACCAGUCAAAGUGCUAACUUUAGAAUGAGGUAACAUGUACCAACAACUGCAUGUAGAAAAUCAUAAAUUAUCCUUGCAAAUACUCCAUUGUUGG
Molecule: messenger RNA, 2567 nt
Organism: Gryllus bimaculatus (two-spotted cricket)
Lineage: Eukaryota; Metazoa; Arthropoda; Insecta; Orthoptera; Gryllidae
Source: the annotation of a GenBank genome assembly